UUCUCUCGUGUCUCGUGCCGGUUCUUUCAGGAAAGAACAGGAAUUAAAUCGUCUUCUGAGCGUGUGUUGUGUUUAGACACUUUAUUCAAACAUUAGAGAUUUGAAGGAUUAAAAACUCACAGAGAUCAUCAUGGAUGUCGGAGAGCUGUUGAAUUAUCAGCCUGAUCGAGGUGCCAAGAGACUCAGAAAGGAAGACAGCCAUGAAGAGUCCAGAACUAAACACAGGAUGGCCGGCAGAGACUCUGGACAGGCUCUUCUGAAGGGAGAACCAAACAUUGAGGAGCAGGGAGGAGGAGAAGAGGGCGAGAAGAUUCUCGAGAGACUGAUGGACCAAGAUGGAGAAGAACCAGAGGGGGAGCUUGUGGAUGAGGGCACAGUGAAGAAAAUGAUCCUGACCUUUGAGAAGAGAUCCUACAAAAACCAGGAACUGAGAAUCAAGUUCCCGGACAACCCUGAGAAAUUCAUGGAGUCCGAGCUUGAUCUGAAUGACAUCAUACAGGAGAUGCAUGUCAUCGCUACUGUUCCAGAGCUGUAUCAUCUGCUGGUGGAGCUUAACUCUGUUCAUUCACUUCUGGGUCUCCUGAGUCACGACAACACUGAUAUCAGCAUCGCUGUGGUGGAUCUACUGCAGGAACUGACCGACAUCGACACCCUUCAUGAGAGCGAGGAGGGAGCGGAGGUUCUCAUCGAUGCUCUGUUGGAGGGUCAGGUCGUCGCUCUCAUGGUGCAGAACAUUGAACGUUUAGAUGAAACGGUGAAGGAGGAGGCAGAUGGAGUUUACAACACUUUAGCGGUGAUUGAGAACAUGGCAGAGUUUCGGCCUGGUCUGUGUACAGAAGCUGCUCAGCAGGGUUUGAUGCAGUGGCUGCUGAAGAGAAUCAAGUCCAAGAUGCCUUUUGAUGCCAAUAAGCUGUACUGCAGUGAAAUCCUCGCCAUUCUUCUGCAAAACAACGACAAAACAAGGGAGCUGUUGGGAGAAAUGGAUGGUAUUGACGUAUUGCUGCAGCAGCUUUCAGUAUUUAAACGUCAUAAUCCGUCCACGGCAGAGGAACAGGAAAUGAUGGAAAACCUGUUUGACGCUCUCUGUUCCUGCCUUAUGCUGCCGGCCAAUCGUGAUCGAUUCCUCAGGGGGGAGGGGCUUCAGCUCAUGAACCUCAUGCUCAGGGAGAAGAAGAUGUCUCGGGUCAGUGCUUUGAAGGUUCUGGAUUAUGGAAUGAUCGGUCCAGAAGGUUCUGAUAACUGUCACAAGUUUGUGGACAUCCUGGGCCUCCGAACGAUAUUUCCUCUCUUCAUGAAGACGCCCAAGAAGAUGAGGAAAGUCAGAAUAUCAGACAAGGCACAUGAAGAACACGUUUGCUCCAUAAUCGCCUCCAUGUUGAGGAACCUGAAAGCACAGCAGAGAGGUCGACUCCUCAGCAAGUUCACAGAGAACGACUGCGAGAAGGUGGACAGACUCAUGGAGCUGCAUUUUAAGUACCUAGACGCGGUUCAGCUCGCAGACAAGAGAAUUGAAGGAGAGAAGCACGAUUUGGUGCGUCGUGGCGAGAUCAUCGAUGAUGCGAUGGAUGAUGAAUUUUAUCUGCGCAGGCUGGACGCUGGACUCUUCGUUUUACAGCUCAUCUGUUACAUCAUGGUGGAGAUCUGUAACGCUGGCAUUUCACAAUUACAGCAGCGAGUGCAUCAGAUCCUCAACAUCAGGGGAGGAUCCGUCAAAGUAGUUCGUCAUAUAAUGAGAGAAUAUGCUGAAAAUAUAGGUGACGGCAAGAGCGAGGAGUUUAAAGAAAGUGAGCAGAAGAGGAUUAUGGAGCUACUCGAUAGCUUCUAAACUUCCACUCAGAGUUUGGCAUAGGUUUACCGCAGUGUCCCGCUGUAAAUACAGAGUUUUGUGUUUCCUGUGUCAUUUUUGAAGAGUUAACGUCUAAAUGAUGAUGCUUGGAUUUUUGACCUUCGCAAUCCCAACAGAUACUGAUUGAAUCUGGGUAAUGGACAUCUCUCCUAAGAAACAUUUUGUUUUUGUCUACUGGCUUUUUUUUUUUCUUUUUUUUUUAUAUAUAGACAUUUUGUUUUUGAUAAGCUGUAAGAACAACUUCAAUUUUCUUGUAAUUAAAGUUUGUGCUUUUCUUUAGUUUCUUUGGUGCUGGUUCCUUUUCUAGCUUUCAUACAUCAGCCUCCACUAGACUUAAUGUCUCAUUAGACCAGUUCAAGCAGAGAAAAACUCUUGUGCUAAAACAUACAUUAGGAAAAUGUUACAUUUACGACUCUGCGUUAUGUCUUUCCAGCAUUCCUUCAGACAGCUGAUUAAGCAAAGUCUAGUUUCUACUCUUAUAUUUAAUUUUUUUUUUUUUUAUGUAACAUCUUAUGUUAUAAAAAAGCAAAAAUCUGGGUUCCAGUGAGGCACUUGCAAUGGAAAUGUAUGGGAGCCAAUCUGUAAACGUUAAAAUACUGUUUCAAAAGUAUAGCCAAAAGACGUAAACAAUAUGCAUGCUACUAUGAUUUAAGAGUGAUAAAAUCACUUACUAACCUUUUCUCUGUAAAGUUAUAGCUAAUUUUAACUUCAGUGCGAUGAUGAUGUCAACAAACCCUAAAACGUCUGUAAAAAUGACAAUUGAAACAAUUUUACAGCUCAAAUAAUACAUGAGGUUUAACAGAAGAAUUAAUGUGUUUUAUCAAAUGAUAAGCUUCACAUUUAACACACUAAAUGCCUUUAAACUGUCUAAAAAUUUGCCUCAUUCACUUCCAUUGUAAGUGCCUCACUGAAACCUCGAUUAUUACUUUUUUAAAGAAAAGGAAAGACGAGUCAAAACAUUUUUUGUCUGGUAAUUAACAUUAUGCCACAAAUACAAAAUGUCGAUUGACAGCAUUUUUGUAUGAACUAUUUUGCUCCUACAUUUACAUUUAUGCAUUUGGCAGGCGCUUUUAUCCAAAGUGACUUACAGUG
Molecule: messenger RNA, 2938 nt
Organism: Myxocyprinus asiaticus (Chinese sucker)
Lineage: Eukaryota; Metazoa; Chordata; Actinopteri; Cypriniformes; Catostomidae
Product: beta-catenin-like protein 1
Exons: 16
Coding region: 131-1825 (564 amino acids)
Cellular component (GO): spliceosomal complex
Source: RefSeq, a predicted model, not a curated record